AACUAGUCACCUCUCUAUUGUGGUAACUAAAAAUUUAGAGCUGCAGUGCCUCCUCUCCUUGCCAAGUUCGUCUUCUCCCGCACUGCGCACCUCCUCCCGCGACGAGCUCCCUCUCCCCCUGCGAAGAACUUCUCCAUCCGCGAUGCGCAGUUCCAUAGGCAACCCGCUGCUCCCCCGCACGCCUCUUUCAUUCUAGGUCUCCUCCACCGUCACGAUCCUUCUUCGUCUAAGUUUUAGGUUUUCAAGGCAAUUUCAAGUCCCGGAACCGUAGUUGAGUGAAUUGGUAUAUGAAUUGCGAAAAGCUCAGGAAUCCAAGCAUGCAUAAGAAGAAGAGGCUGAAGCACACAGUGAACAAAGCAAAAGAGAAAUCCACCAUGGAGAAGACGAUGAAUGACAAGAGCAAGAGCAUUCACGACAUCCUCCCUCUUGACCUGAUUCACAGAAUCCUUCUGCGGGUGCCAAUCAGACAUCUCGCUCGCCUCAGGUGCGUUUCCAAGCUGUGGUGCUCUCUCAUUUCUGAUCGUGACUUUGCUGAAUUGCAUUUUCACCACUCUACCGCUGUCACCAACGCAUGCUUCUUCAUGAAAAACGACACUAUGGCUUACUUGGUUUACUUAGACGACAAUGAUGCAUCAGAAAAAGUGGUGUGUCCCCCUUUCCAGAAGAAAGCACGUUCUCAUUUUACUGUCUUGGGAUUCUGCAGAGGCUUUAUUCUCUUCCAUCGAGACCCACAUUUUCUUGUGGUAUGGAACCCACUGACUGGAUCCAGCAAAAGAAUAUCCUACUCUCAUAUUGUUCAUCGUAGUAAGCCCCCUGGCCCUAGGAUUGCCUACGAUGUAUAUCUGCAUGGAUUUGGUUAUGAUCCAUCACAGAAUGAUUACUUACUUCUUGUAGCUUGGUGCGAUUGCGAAGGACAAUAUCAUUUGGAUUGCUUUUCCUUGAGAACCAAUUCAUGGAUUAAUCUUGAUGCUGCAGUCCCCAAAUUAUUGGGUUUUAAGAGUUUUUAUCACUGGCAUAAUGAGGGGUUGUUCUUUAAUGGCGCUGUUCAUUGGGUGCCUCGCGAUCUUAAAGAUUACAGGGAUGCUAUUGUUAUCUUUGAUCUCAUGGAAAUGACUUUUUCAACUAUAUCUGCGCCGAAGCAACUGUCUUAUCCAAGUCUUGCCUUACUCGGAGGCUGCCUAGCCUUGUAUUCUCGCAAUGAUGAUUGCGGUAACACUGACAUAUGGGUGAUGAAAGAAUAUAAAGUGCACUCAUCUUGGACACUCUAUCAGAUUCCUUGCAAGGAUUUCCGGCCUCUGUGCUUAUCUAGUAAUAGGGAUAUAAUUGGAAGAGGUUAUACUUCGUGUGGUAAAACAGGAUACUUCAUAUAUAAUGUCAGAGGAGACCUGCUCAAGCAUUUUAAAAGUCUGUGUUGUCAGCUUCCCUGCCGUGAACGCAAUACUGUGUAUACAGAGAGUCUCUUGCCACUCCCAGUGACACUAAGGAUAAGGAUAACAAGAAGAAGAGGAAGAAGGAAAUCAGCCAUCAAGUUCACCAUGAAUACUUUUGAACAACAAGAUGUUGCUAAAGGUUAGCAUCAAACAAAGAA
Molecule: messenger RNA, 1588 nt
Organism: Arachis ipaensis
Lineage: Eukaryota; Viridiplantae; Streptophyta; Magnoliopsida; Fabales; Fabaceae
Product: F-box protein CPR1-like
Molecular function (GO): protein binding
Source: RefSeq, a predicted model, not a curated record